AUGCGUGAGGUCUUGGAGGAAACUGGAUUUGAUAUCUCAAAGCUACUCAAGAAAGAAGAAUAUAUCGAGUUCACAUUCAGACAGCAAAGAGUGCGCCUUUACAUAGUUGCUGGGGUGGCAGAUGAUACAGCUUUUGCACCACAAACAAAGAAGGAAAUCAGUGUGUAUGAAAUUGCAUGGCAUUGGGUUGAUCAUCUUCAGCCAGCAAGCAAUGAGGUGAUAACUCAUGGAGUUGCUGGUCUCAAGUUGUAUAUGGUGGCUCCCUUUCUUGCGUCGUUGAAGUCGUGGAUAUCCAAGCAUCCGGCACCUGUAGCACGGAGACCUGAUAAGCCCCUUAGAGCACUUUCCGUAUGGAAUGCAAAGACUAGUAUUGGUGGAGGAAACGGAACAACAACAACAACAACGGAAAGCUACAAUAAAAAGCCAGAAGAACAGGACACAAUAUCUGGAAACGCAUUCAGAAGCUUCAAGUUCAACAUGUCAGCUAUCUUGCAGGCGGUGGAACUAGGUUAGUCGUAUGUAGGUAUGAUAAGGUUAGGAUUAAUGGGUUUGUGUAUAGCAAAACCGUUGGAUAUGUUCAUACGCUUGUCCUUGUAAGUGAAAGAUGUUUGAAAAGCGACCAACUUGAGUCUAUGCAAAUAUUAUUGUGAAAUACAACCAAAUGCAAUCACCAAACAUAAUAGUCCUCCCUUCA
Messenger RNA from Brassica oleracea var. oleracea, 694 nucleotides. Its product is annotated as mRNA-decapping enzyme subunit 2-like. The transcript has 5 exons. Gene Ontology annotation, biological process: deadenylation-dependent decapping of nuclear-transcribed mRNA. NCBI's taxonomy places the organism in Eukaryota, Viridiplantae, Streptophyta, Magnoliopsida, Brassicales, Brassicaceae. The record is from RefSeq and is a predicted model, not a curated record. The coding region runs from base 1 to 513 and encodes 170 amino acids. Gene Ontology annotation, cellular component: cytoplasm.